Molecule: messenger RNA, 687 nt
Organism: Phytophthora nicotianae INRA-310
Lineage: Eukaryota; Oomycota; Peronosporomycetes; Peronosporales; Peronosporaceae
Exons: 1
Coding region: 1-687 (228 amino acids)
Source: RefSeq, a predicted model, not a curated record
AUGUCAGAGCCCAUUACCGUCGAAACCCCGAAGGAAACCCCGCGCGUUGCGUACGCAAUCCAGUUGGAUGAAAAACUGAGUCCUGAAGUGGCUGUACCCUGUACUCCGCAAGGCAAUGGCCCCAGCGCUUUCAAGCGAGUCAACGGCGACAUCGUUCUGGGCAUUGCAACUGGGUACUGGGCGACAAAUUUCUUUGGUUGUUUCGACCACCUCGUACCCAACGCGUUGAUGGCGACGCUGUGUCCGUGCGUAUCAGUUGCGCAGAUUACCAGUCGACUGGGCAUGGUGCCGUACAGAACAGCGUUGCUGUUUUUCGCACUGCUCUGCAGCUUGGAGUUGGCCACCGUGGCGCUCACGAUUGAGCAGUUGGUCUCCGUAGUAAUUCUCGGACACAAUGUGAGUUAUCACUACUACCAUGCGCACCGCCUCGAGGAUGAACGACCAGCCAUCAACGCCAUUUUCCUGACCAUUACAUUGCUGACCCAUUCAACCUUCGCCGCUGCAUUGUGGAUGAUCCGCAAGCGUAUCCGCUGCCAGUUCCAGAUUCCAGGAUCCAGCGCGAAUGACUGCGUGUCCGCGACCUGCUGUCCGUGCUUCGCGACGGCGCAGAUGGCCACGCACAUCAAGAGCUACAAGCCUCGUUCGUGCACUUUCGGACCCGUUGACACGUUGCCUCGCUAUCAGUGA